This is a messenger RNA of Penicillium concentricum, 240 nucleotides long. RefSeq lists its product as uncharacterized. The transcript has a single exon. The coding region runs from base 1 to 240 and encodes 79 amino acids. NCBI's taxonomy places the organism in Eukaryota, Fungi, Ascomycota, Eurotiomycetes, Eurotiales, Aspergillaceae. The record is from RefSeq and is a predicted model, not a curated record.
AUGUCUUCCUCUAACAACACCUCUAGCUUUGCAGAGCCAAGGCCCUCAGAGCCCCUAUCAAUCCUCGCCGGCGAAACCAACUUCGCUACGUGGUCCACCGCACCCAAGUGCUCUAAAUGCUUGGGAUCCUGGCAUUUUCAAGACCUUUACCGGAAAACAGGCUCAGCCAGUUCCCAAGAAUCCCUCAACUACCAAGUAGACUUGCAAGUCUCGCCAUCUUUUGUCGUGACUUCGCGCUAG